UCCUAGCCUGCGUUUGCAGGCACACCGUGGAGAUACUGCGGCAUGGUUCCAGAGCACCGCAAUCAAGUGAGCGCUACAAUAAAGACCUGUCCCGACAGCCGUUAAAACAUGGUGGAUUACUAUGAAGUCCUGGGCGUGCAGAGACACGCCUCAGCCGAGGAUAUCAAAAAGGCAUACCGGAAACUGGCACUGAAGUGGCACCCAGAUAAAAAUCCUGAGAAUAAAGAAGAAGCGGAGAGGAAAUUCAAACAAGUCGCGGAGGCGUAUGAGGUGCUGUCAGAUGCUAAAAAACGGGACAUCUAUGACAAAUACGGCAAAGAAGGAUUAAACGGUGGAGGCGGAGGUGGAAUUCAUUUUGACAAUACUUUUGAGUUCGGCUUCACAUUCCGGAACCCAGAUGACGUCUUCAGGGAAUUUUUUGGUGGAAGGGACCCGUUUUCAUUUGACUUCUUCGAAGACCCAUUUGACAACUUCUUUGGGAACCGGAGGGGACCCCGUGGGAGCAGGAACCGAGGCACAGGGUCGUUCUUCUCUACCUUCAGUGGGUUCCCGACGUUUGGAGGAGGGUUUCCUUCUUUUGAUGCAGGGUUCACUUCCUUCGGGUCACUGGAUCACGGGGGCCUCACUUCAUUCUCCUCCACGGCGUUUGGUGGUGGCGGGAUGGGCAACUUCAAAUCAAUAUCAACGUCCACGAAGAUGGUCAACGGCAGAAAAAUCACCACAAAGAGAAUUAUCGAGAAUGGUCAAGAAAGAGUGGAAGUUGAAGAAGACGGCCAGUUAAAGUCCUUAACGAUAAAUGGUGUAGCCAACGAGGACGCCUUCCUGGAAGAGUGCAGGCAGAGAGGCCAACACGCGCUGCCCUCGCAGGCCGCCAGCGCCAGCGCCAGCGCCCGCCCGCUCAGGUCCCAGAAGCCCACCUCUCUACCCAGACACGCGUCCCCUCCCUAUGUGGGUGAGGACGAAGACGAGCAAGGGAGACACCGGGCCACCGGCCUUUGGGACCCGUCCGUGUUCUCAGCAGGGUUCAAAGAAGGUGGCAAGAGGAAGAAGCAGAAGCAGAGGGACGAGUCCAAGAAGAAGAAGCCGACCAAAGGGCACCGCUAGACGGACGUGCGGCCCGCCGAGCGCCCGCGCCCCGGCUGGCUGUGUGUGUGCACGCGUUAGGUAGCGGCAUCUGCUUCCCCACUGCCCCAAGACCACCACUCCUCACACACUGGGGACGCUGAUCACGGGUCAGUCAGACAGGGCCGGUGGGAGCCUGGGAGACGGGCGGGCGCGAUGGCCAGGUGGCGAGGGCGGGGUGUCCCCUGGACCGUCCCUGCCUCUCCCCAGCAUCAGCGUGUGCUCGGAGUGGACGAGGGUCUAACCCACUUUCUCGCCGGGCCAACCGCUGUGCAAACUGCUGGGGUGUCUAGCUGUAGAGGUGCGAUUGUGAGGUGCCCGCAGGCCGCCAUCUGUGCUCAUGAAGUGACUGUCCUUCGUCACGCAGUGCUGCCCUGGAAGCUAGAGCUAGGUAAGUGUAGGGUGACAUGCAGGUGACGUCAUCACACCCAAGCUGUGGCCACCACGCACUUCCCCUUCAGUUUCUGGAGCCAGACCUGAAGAGCGGCCUGGCCCUACACGGUGGCCUUGGCAAGUCACUUCACAUGUCAUUCCCUGUGUUUAUUGCUUUAAAUUUGAUCCCCUCCAAGCGGUCCAAAUUUGACUUCGAAUGUUUAAUUUUUGCUAAACCCCAUUUUUUUCUUGGACCCGUAGUUCUUUUUAGGACGUUCACAGAAUUCUACAAAACACCCACACCCACACCCACACCCACCCAGUGAGUAUGCUGAACUCAGUAUUUCAGUUUGUAAACAUCGGUCCUUUAAAAAUCCACCUUAUUGUAGCAAGUUUCUCCCAGCCCCCCGUAAUUCUUUCUUUGCAUGAUCUGCUCUUAACCCUCUGCGCUCUGAGCACCGCUGCCCGCCGCUGCCCGCCGCUGCCUUCUCCUCUAACACAGAGCCUGUCCUCCAUAUCUUCUCUUCCUUGGCCCUCUUGGAAACUCGGGCGUCGUGAAAAGCCUGACGUCAUUAAACAAUGCCAGCAACUGUAAUGUCGCAGUGUUGAAACCUGGGGGUGUUUCGGUCGAGUCCUGUGGCCAUGCCAUGGCCUGGGGGCCAGAAAUGCGAGUGUCGUGUGACUUCCUGGUGACUGUUACAGGGACGUUUGGUUUUGCUGGGAGCGGUGCCGACUGUGGUGUGAAUUGCGCACGGGUGUGUGAUGCUUGCUGCGGAAAAUGUAACCAUGAAAGCAUAGCGUGUUUUCAGUGCCACCCACGUGAAUAAAAUGUAAGCGUCAAAUGUC
Molecule: messenger RNA, 2340 nt
Organism: Hipposideros armiger (great roundleaf bat)
Lineage: Eukaryota; Metazoa; Chordata; Mammalia; Chiroptera; Hipposideridae
Gene: DNAJB6
Product: DnaJ heat shock protein family (Hsp40) member B6
Exons: 10
Coding region: 109-1104 (331 amino acids)
Molecular function (GO): Hsp70 protein binding
Source: RefSeq, a predicted model, not a curated record